Exophiala xenobiotica is the source of this 765-nucleotide messenger RNA. RefSeq lists its product as uncharacterized. The record is from RefSeq and is a predicted model, not a curated record. Gene Ontology annotation, molecular function: oxidoreductase activity, acting on the CH-OH group of donors, NAD or NADP as acceptor. The transcript has 2 exons. Lineage: Eukaryota; Fungi; Ascomycota; Eurotiomycetes; Chaetothyriales; Herpotrichiellaceae. The coding region runs from base 1 to 765 and encodes 254 amino acids.
AUGUCUGUUGAUAACGAGAUCAGGGGGCGAUUAGCCCUGAUUACUGGUGCAUCCGGAGGUAUCGGUGCAGGAUGCGCCCGAGACCUGUACAAACAAGGGUGCCAUCUGGCGUUGACGUACUCCAAGAACAAGGCAAGCGUCGACACGCUACUCUCCGAACUACAAUCCUCUCCUUCCGAUCAGAUCAUCUCAACACAUCAAGCAGAUAUGGCAUCGACACAACAGAUGGAGGACCUAUACAAGGAGAUUGAGGCACAGCAUGGUCACGGUCCGGAUAUUCUGAUUGCCAACGCUGGCUAUGGAAAGAGAAUACCGCAGAUCGGUGACAUUACGUACGAAGAGUGGGACUAUACAAUUCAGAUCAAUCUGCGGGCACCUUUCAUCCUUGCCAAAUUGGCCGUUCCUUAUAUGGCUCAACAAGGAUGGGGACGCAUCGUCAUGAUUUCGUCCAUCGCUGGCUAUGGGGGUGGCGUCAACGGCUGCCAUUACGCGGCCUCCAAAGCAGGUCUCCUCGGGAUGGUCAAGAACUUGGCUUCGAAGCUGGGUAAAGAUGGUAUUACGGUCAACGAUGUGGCACCUGCGAUGAUUGGAGAGACUGGUAUGAUUCCCAAUGCCAAGUUUCUUGAAGGGACUCCUGGAGAUGUCAGAAACAUACCUGUGGGUAGGCUGGGCACUCCACAAGAAUGUGCAAACGUUGUGACCAUGCUAUGCAAGACAGGAUAUCUUACUGGACAGAGUAUACUCUUGGCGGGAGGAUUAAAGUAG